This is a messenger RNA of Manihot esculenta (cassava), 991 nucleotides long. Its product is annotated as ribosomal RNA large subunit methyltransferase E. The transcript is spliced from 5 exons. The record is from RefSeq and is a predicted model, not a curated record. Gene Ontology annotation, molecular function: rRNA (uridine-2'-O-ribose)-methyltransferase activity. The coding region runs from base 83 to 862 and encodes 259 amino acids. Gene Ontology annotation, biological process: RNA methylation. Lineage: Eukaryota; Viridiplantae; Streptophyta; Magnoliopsida; Malpighiales; Euphorbiaceae.
UUUAAAAUUUGGUUCAGUUCUUGCAAAUUAAAACCCACCCCCUCUGCUUUCACAGAAACCCUGUUUAGGGUUUUAGAGAAAGAUGGGUGGAGCAGGAGCGCCAGACUUCUUCUAUAGAGAAGCUCAACGCCUUGGUUAUGUUGCUCGUUCUGCUUUCAAGCUUCUUCAGAUACAAAAACAAUACAAGCUCAUCACCCCAGGCUCCUCCGUUCUUGACCUUGGUUGUGCUCCUGGUGCUUGGCUCCAGGUUGCUUGCCAGAAUUUGGGAUCAAUAAAGAAUGGUGGGUCUGUAGUAGGAAUUGAUGUCAAGAAGGUGAAGGUUCCUUCUCUGCAUUGUGAUGCCAGAGUUAAAACUUUUUGUGCUGAUGUAAUGAACCUCCCCAAACAUCAAGUUAAAGCGCUUUCUCCUCAGCAUGAAGGGUUUUCAGUGAUACUCUCAGAUAUGUGUCCCCCAGUUUCUGGAAUCACGACUAAAGAUGCAGCUUUGUCUGUGGAAUUAGGGAUGCAAGCUGUAGAUCUGGCUGUUGGUGGGGCAGCCUCAGCUUAUGCUGGUGGUGAUACUGAACCGAACGAGCUGUCAGAUUCAGCUUGCGGUGCAGAUGAUAAUGGCAUAUUGCAAGCAGGGGGCCACCUAUUAGUUAAGCUUCUAGAGAGUGAGGAUAUCCAAGGUGGGAUUAACUUUUAUGUUGAUAACCAUUACUGUGUCUUACAAUGUGUUUCCGACUUACAUUUUGGUUCUUGCUUUGUAGAAUUUAGCCGUAUUUGCAAGCCGCUGUUCAGAAAGGUCUCGUGGUUGAGGCCGAAGGCUACAAGAUCCUCAUCAAGAGAGAUUUAUUUGAUUUGCCAAGGUUUAAAGUUGUGAAUACAUUCAAUUUUGUUAAGGUCAUUGUUUGACAUAAACAUAAUGAUAUUGCAAGGUUACAUUCAUGGCAUUUGGUAAGAAAUCAUUGUCCUAGAAAUAAACGAACUUCAUGGUGUCAAAUUCCCAGUA